AUGCUCCGUUUACAGGCUCGGGUGGGCAGCCUGCACAAUGUUGGCAGUGCCACCAUGGCACGGGCCACAAAAGCCACCUCUUUUUAUGGGGGCAGCUUGUGUCGCACGCUGCCAGAUGUGAGGUUGUCAUCUACUCAAGUCCAGGAGAGGCCAGGGAUUGUUCCUAUAAAAAAGUUAAUGGUUGCAAACAGGGGUGAAAUUGCCAUCCGUGUGUUCCGAGCAUGCACAGAGAUGAACAUAGAGACUGUGGCCAUAUACUCAGAGCAAGAUGUCAACCAGAUGCACAGACAAAAGGCAGAUGAGUCCUAUUUGAUUGGAAAAGGUUUACCUCCAGUUGCUGCUUACUUAAAUAUUUCUGAGAUCAUCCAUAUAGCACAGGAAAAUGGAGUGGAUGCUAUUCACCCAGGCUAUGGAUUCUUGUCUGAAAGAGCCGACUUUGCAAAAGCUUGCAUUGACGCAGGAAUUCGAUUUAUUGGGCCGUCUCCAGAAGUGGUGCAUAAGAUGGGUGACAAAGUCGAGGCGCGACUGGCAGCCAUCAGUGCUGGCGUACAAGUUGUUCCUGGCUCACCAGGACCUGUAGAAUCAGCAGACGCUGCCAUUGAGUUCUGCAAACAGCAUGGCUUGCCGGUGAUCUUCAAAGCAGCAUAUGGUGGGGGCGGUAGAGGCAUGAGAGUGGUCAAAGAUAUCAAUGAUAUUACAGAGAACUUUAACAGAGCUUACUCAGAAGCCUUGUCAGCAUUUGGAAACGGGGCCUUGUUCUUGGAAAAGUUCAUUGAAAGACCCCGCCACAUAGAAGUACAAAUUCUAGGUGAUAAAGUUGGCAAUGUUGUCCAUCUGUAUGAAAGAGACUGCUCUGUUCAGCGUCGGCACCAGAAAGUUGUGGAAAUAGCCCCGGCACCAAAAUUAGCAGCUGAUCUCCGAGACAAGAUGAAUACAGAUGCUGUAAGAUUAGCAAAACAUGUUGGAUAUGAAAAUGCUGGAACCACCGAGUUCCUGCUGGACAAAAAUGGGCAGUAUUAUUUUAUUGAGGUCAAUGCCAGACUUCAAGUGGAACACACAGUUACAGAACAAGUAACGGGUGUUGAUUUGGUGCAAUCUCAGAUCAGAAUUGCUGAAGGCUACACACUGCCAGAGCUGAAUCUGAACCAGGAAAACAUCAAACUGAAUGGUUGUUCCAUUCAGUGCCGUAUGACCACUGAAGACCCUUCACGCAAUUUCCAACCUGACACAGGAAGAAUUGAGGUGUUUCGUAGCGGAGAAGGCAUGGGCAUUCGUCUGGAUGGUGCCUCUGCAUUUGCUGGUGCAGUGAUCUCCCCUUACUAUGACUCGCUGCUAGUCAAAGUAAUUGCUCAUGCAAGAGACCACCCGUCUGCCUGUGCUAAAAUGUUACGAGCUCUCAGAGAGUUUAGGAUUCGAGGAGUUAAGACCAACAUCCCAUUCCUGCUAAAUGUGCUGCAGAAUGAAACGUUCUUAAAUGGUUCAGUGGACACUUACUUCAUAGAUGAGAACCCCCAGCUGUUCCACUUUGCACCGAGCCAGAACCGAGCCCAGAAACUGUUGCACUACUUAGGUAGCAUCAUGGUCAAUGGUCCAUCAACUCCACUGGGAACUGAAUUGAAGCCAUCUGAAGUAAUUCCUUCUGUCCCACCAGUUCCUGUCGCUGUCAAACCACCAGCAGGUCUAAGGGAUGUUAUUCUGAAUGAAGGUCCACAAGCUUUUGCUAAGAAAGUUCGAGAGCACAAGGGUCUUCUCCUGACAGACACCACAUUCCGAGACGCACACCAGUCUCUGUUGGCUACCAGAGUUCGAACUUAUGAUCUCAAGAGAAUUUCACCUUUUCUUGCCCACAACUUCACUCCACUUUACAGUACAGAAAACUGGGGAGGUGCAACAUUUGAUGUGGCUUUACGCUUCCUCCAUGAGUGCCCUUGGGAACGACUGAGAGAGCUGCGACAGUUGAUUCCUAACAUCCCUUUCCAGAUGUUACUAAGAGGAGCCAAUGCUGUGGGAUACACAAACUACCCAGACAAUGUUGUCCACAAGUUUUGCCAUCUUGCAGUAAAGAACGGCAUGGAUAUAUUUAGAAUAUUUGAUUCCUUGAACUAUGUACCCAACAUCAUUGUUGGCAUGGAAGCAGCAGGCAAUGCAGGAGGAGUAGUUGAGGCAGCCAUGUCUUACACUGGAGAUGUCUCUGACCCUUCCAAGAAGAAAUACAACCUGGAUUACUAUGUCAAUUUGGCUGGUGAACUUAUCAAAGCUGGGACUCAUGUCUUGUGCAUUAAGGACAUGGCCGGGUUGCUGAAACCCAAAGCUGCGACACUGCUGAUUCAGACUCUAAAGGACAAAUACCCAGACACACCUAUCCAUGUGCACACUCACGAUACCUCUGGAGCAGGUGUUGCUGCCAUGUUGGCAGCAGCUCAGGCGGGCGCAGAUGUUGUGGAUGUUGCCGUGGACUCAAUGUCAGGACUCACGUCACAGCCAAGCAUGGGAGCUGUGGUGGCAUCUUUAGAACGAACAGAGUAUGAUACUGGUUUGGACUUGGAGCGAGUAUCUGCAUAUUCUGCCUACUGGGAACAGGCCCGCAAUCUGUAUGGCCCAUUUGAAUGUUCAACAACAAUGAAGAGCGGAAAUGCAGACAUCUACAAGAAUGAAAUUCCAGGUGGACAGUACACUAACCUUCAGUUCCAGGCCUUCAGUCUAGGCUUAGCUGAUAAGUUUGAAGAGAUCAAGAAAGUGUACUCUGUUGCCAACAAACUCCUUGGAGAUAUACCUAAGGUAACUCCAUCAUCCAAAGUUGUCGGUGACAUGGCUCAGUUUAUGGUCCAGAAUAAAUUGACUGCAGAGUUAGUGGAGGAAAAGGCAUCAGAGUUAUCUUUCCCUUCUUCAGUGGUGGAAUACUUCCAGGGUUUCUUGGGAGAGCCUCCAGGAGGUUAUCCAGAGCCUUUGAGGACCAGGGUUUUAAAGGGACUUAAGAAAGUAGAGGGACGUCCUGGUGCUACAUUACCUCCCCUGGAUUUUGAGGCCCUAAAAGACCAGCUGACUGAUAAGUAUGGAGGUUUCAUCACACAGGAAGAUGUCAUGAGUGCAGCCCUCUACCCCAAGGUAACUGAUGAAUACUUAGAUUUCAGAAACAGAUUUGGGCCUGUGGAUAAACUUGAUACAAAAACGUUUCUUGUAGGACCCAAAAUUGCUUCUGAACUUGAGGUUAGCCUGGAGAAAGGCAAAAAUCUGUCCAUUGUAACUCUGGCUGUUGGUGACCUCAGUGCUUCAGGAACCCGGGAGGUUUUCUUUGAGCUGAAUGGUCAGUUGCGGGCAGUGAGAAUUAGAGAUGAGGAAGCACAAAAGGUACUCCAUGUUCACCCGAAGGCCCUGAAAGGUGUGCGAGGAUCUGUCGGGGCUCCCAUGCCAGGCACAGUCGUCGACAUCAAGGUGGCAGAGGGAGAGGACGUCAUCAAGGGACAGCCACUGCUAGUCCUGAGUGCCAUGAAGAUGGAGAUGGUGGUGAGUGCCCCAGUGACUGGGAAAGUCAAGCUGAUUUCGGUAACCAAAGAUAUGAAGCUUGAAGGUGAUGAUCUUCUUGUGGAGAUUGAGCCGAAACACUGA
Molecule: messenger RNA, 3606 nt
Organism: Candidula unifasciata
Lineage: Eukaryota; Metazoa; Mollusca; Gastropoda; Stylommatophora; Geomitridae
Source: the annotation of a GenBank genome assembly